Apus apus (common swift) is the source of this 1702-nucleotide messenger RNA. It is a transcript of the gene FKBP1B, whose product is annotated as FKBP prolyl isomerase 1B. The transcript has 8 exons. The record is from RefSeq and is a predicted model, not a curated record. Gene Ontology annotation, biological process: regulation of cardiac muscle contraction by regulation of the release of sequestered calcium ion. Lineage: Eukaryota; Metazoa; Chordata; Aves; Apodiformes; Apodidae. Gene Ontology annotation, molecular function: peptidyl-prolyl cis-trans isomerase activity. Gene Ontology annotation, cellular component: sarcoplasmic reticulum membrane. Bases 890 to 1129 code for a protein of 79 amino acids.
GGGGGCUGAGCACGGGCUGUUGGAGCGGCCUGGCCCCGCUGCCGGGGGCCGGCCCAGCCCCCGCUGCUCGGCGGGUCCCGCCGCGCGGUGCGGCACGAAGGCCGCAAGGGUUUCGGAGGGGUCUGUGUCCUCCUGCGCGAGGGAGAGGGGCGAAAGGAGAGACGUCUCUGCUCCCUCCGGCGUUCCGUGGGGGGUUUUUUGUGCUGCUGAUGUCGGAAGGGAGAGGCCAGCGUGGGCCUGAAGGGGCUGCGUGCUGGGCCUGCCUGGGCCUCUUUGUGUUUCGGGAGCUCCGGUAAAAUGGUAACACUCGGAGGUCACAUCCGAGUGAAGGAAGCACAGAAAUGUUACACAGAGCUACUCCAGUACAACUUUGGCAUAACUUCUUGGCACCUGCAAGAUGCUGAAAGGUCCGUUGGUGUGUUUGAGAAGACUGCAAGAAGAACUCUUUCAUGUGAUUAUGCUGGAAAAAGUUUGUGGAAGAGAUUUUCCUGCCAUUUGGAGUGGAAGAAGGGCUCCAUAUCAUAGAAUCAGAGAACCAUUCAGGUUGGAAAAGCCCCUUGGGAUCACCGAGUCCAACCACCAUCCCUACUCUACAAAGUUCUCCCCUGAACCACAUCCACCAAUAUCCCAUCCAGAUGCUGGAGCACUCCACGCUGCAUCACACCAGCUGCUGGCACUCCUAAGGCACUAAGGACAUGCCCUAUGAUUUUGGAAUUGAAACUCAUGAGACUUCUGGCUGCAUCACUGGAAUGGUACUAAUGCCAGACCUCCAACCCCAUCAAGUGCCUUCAAACAGACCGUGGAUCUACCUUCUCGAUCCAGCCUUGAUAUGGAGUGAGGACGGACGUUUCCAAAGAAGGGUCAGACGUGUGUGGUGCACUACACAGGAAUGCUACAGAAUGGAAAGAAGUUUGAUUCCUCCAGAGACAGAAAUAAGCCUUUCAAGUUCAAGAUUGGCAGGCAAGAAGUCAUUAAAGGAUUUGAAGAAGGUGUUACACAGAUGAGCUUAGGACAAAGAGCCAAGUUGACCUGCACACCUGAGAUGGCCUAUGGAGCCACAGGCCACCCUGGGGUCAUCCCUCCCAAUGCUACUCUCCUCUUUGAUGUGGAGCUUCUCAGGUUAGAGUGAAUCUUCUGGAGGGAGUUGGCUGGAGACAUCUGUUAAUAACCAUCCGUUCUUUCUCACUGGAAUCCCAAUCUUCCCUGCUCGAGCUGUCCUGUCAGUAGCUCCUGCCUCUGGGUGUCUUACACCUGCCUUCUCUUUUUUAACUUUGUGGUGUCUGUAUUUGCCUUUUAUUAGAAGCUUUGCUUUGGGGGAAAAAAAAAAAAAAGUCUGCUGUUGUAACAUUUUCAAGUUGUACAUUUUAUUUAAGUUGCAUGUAAGAAUAAUUCACAGUGAUGACUGAAAAUAUAUAUAAUGAUAAAUAUAUAUAAUCCUUAUUGAAAAACCACUGCCUUACUGUACACUUAAACCAAGAAAAAAAAAACCAACCAACAAACAAAAACACAAAAGGUGCUCAAAACCAAUAAUAAAUAAUCCAGUGUACACCUUGUACAUGAACGGGCAUUAGCCAACCAGAGUUACCUGCGCUGCCACUUUUCUCAACUUGUAUGUUCUGCUUGCUGCUGUUUUAAAAAGUACUGUCUCAUUUAAGAAUUAAAAAUCUAUAUAUAAAACACAAUAAAAUCUUGAUACUUUGCA